AUGGCCACCCCACCCAAGAGGAGCUGCCCGUCUCCCGCAGCCAGCUCUGAGGGGACCCGCAUCAAGAAAAUUUCCAUCGAAGGGAACAUCGCUGCUGGGAAGUCAACGUUUGUGAAUAUCCUGAAACAAGUCUGUGAGGACUGGGAAGUGGUGCCUGAACCUGUUGCCAGGUGGUGCAAUGUUCAGAGUACUCAGAAUGAAUUUGAGGAACUGACAACAUCUCAGAAAAGUGGCGGGAAUGUUCUUCAGAUGAUGUAUGAGAAACCUGAACGAUGGUCUUUUACCUUCCAGUCAUAUGCCUGCCUCAGUCGAAUACGAGCUCAGCUUGCUGCUCUCAAUGGAAAACUCAAAGAUGCAGAGAAACCAGUAUUAUUUUUUGAACGAUCUGUGUAUAGUGACAGGUAUAUUUUUGCAUCUAAUUUGUAUGAAUCUGACUGCAUGAAUGAAACAGAGUGGACUAUUUAUCAAGACUGGCAUGACUGGAUGAAUAACCAGUUUGGCCAAAGCCUUGAACUAGAUGGAAUCAUUUAUCUUAGAGCCACUCCUGAGAAAUGCUUGAAUAGAAUAUAUUUACGGGGAAGAAACGAAGAACAAGGCAUUCCUCUUGAAUACUUGGAGAAACUUCACUAUAAGCAUGAAAGCUGGCUCCUGCAUAGAACACUAAAAACCAACUUUGAUUAUCUACAAGAAGUGCCUAUCUUAACACUGGAUGUUAAUGAAGACUUUAAAGACAAACAUGACAGUCUAAUUGAAAAGGUAAAACAGUGGGACACAGUGAGGGAUCCAUUUUUCCAUUAUACUUUUUACUGA
Messenger RNA from Budorcas taxicolor (takin), 810 nucleotides. It is a transcript of the gene DCK, whose product is annotated as deoxycytidine kinase. Gene Ontology annotation, molecular function: ATP binding; deoxycytidine kinase activity. The transcript has 7 exons. Gene Ontology annotation, biological process: nucleobase-containing compound metabolic process. Gene Ontology annotation, cellular component: mitochondrion; cytoplasm. Lineage: Eukaryota; Metazoa; Chordata; Mammalia; Artiodactyla; Bovidae. The record is from RefSeq and is a predicted model, not a curated record. Bases 1 to 810 code for a protein of 269 amino acids.